AUGGCAAGACUCACUGACGAUGCCGGUGAAACGUCUGGGAAUGUACCACGUCCACGGUCCUACUCUGGAAAUGAUGAUGUAUACUAUGGACUCCGGACAAGUGUGCCCUGGAGGCAUGCUGUAAUCGGUGCAGAGUUCAAUCGUGAACUAAAGCUAUGGAGCCUAGAUACUAAUAAUAUGCAUUCAAAGAGACUUGAAACAAACUCUUGGCGAUGCCAACACUCUAUUACGUUUUGUCCUCCUUGUGCUGCUUCACAAGUCCCGUCAUCCUCGCCAAUUUCAGGAGAUUCUGCUCUUGCCUUCGUCCAGCCCAGUCUUAUUCUCUCUAUGGAUAGUUCAAAUAACUUUUUAGUGGCCAGUGAUUUUAAACGAACGUUUAUGGUAUUUAUGUAG
Protopolystoma xenopodis is the source of this 393-nucleotide messenger RNA. NCBI's taxonomy places the organism in Eukaryota, Metazoa, Platyhelminthes, Monogenea, Polystomatidea, Polystomatidae. The record is from the annotation of a GenBank genome assembly.